Molecule: messenger RNA, 560 nt
Organism: Perkinsus marinus ATCC 50983
Lineage: Eukaryota; Perkinsozoa; Perkinsida; Perkinsidae
Exons: 1
Source: RefSeq, a predicted model, not a curated record
CUUGGAAGAAUAAUAGGAUACAGUGUAGCAAAUGGAGUCCUGCCGUCGACAUGGAAACACUCGAAAGUCAUAUUGCUAGACAAACCAAAUCGCGAUAGGAAAAGUGUCAAAUCACUGCGCCCUAUUUCCCUUUGUCCAUCAAUCUCCAAAAUUGCCGAGUCGUACGUGCGGAAAGACUUGAGAGAAAGUAUGUAUUCGUUGAGCUUCGCUGGGCGUCAACACGCAUACAUUGAAGGUAAAAGCUCUCUGGAGGUUGUUGGAUCGAGUGUCAAAUGGAUCGCUUCGCGAAGAAGAUGGGCCAUCUUGUCUCUCGACUUCUCGAAUGCGUUUGGGGAAAUAGGCCACGACUCAAUUAUGUCCAGCUUGGAGAAACUCCGGGUAGCGGACAGGACUCGAAAAUGGAUACAUAGAUGGCUCUCUCAGCGCACAGCCGAAGUGCAUUAUGGCUCGGAGGUGGUAACUCGCGAGUGUUUUCCUGGGAAAGGAACACCACAAGGCGCACUAUUAUCGCCUUGGAUCUUUGUCUUGGGCACUGAAUCAAUAGGAGAGGCAACAGAAAA